AUGAAGGUUGGAGUUUGGAAUAUUAGGGGAAUUCAUCAAGCCCCCAAGAAAAUCGAUCUGAUGACCCUUGUUAAAGAUCAUUCUCUCCAACUGUUUGGUGUUCUAGAAACUAAAUGUACAACUAAAUACUUUGAUGAUUUCCUCCAACGGAAACUCCCGGGCUGGAACUCCUCGACUAAUUUCCACUGCAUUAAGGGUGGUCACAUUGCUGUGUUUUGGAACCCCUCAACAGCUUCCAUCACUGAUAUUGUUACUAAGGAGCAAUGUAUCACGCUGGACGUCACUUCCAGAGUGUCUGCUACUUCUGUUAUUAUCUCUUUCGCGUAUGGUUUCAACUCCCUUGUUAAACGAAGAGGGUUAUGGAACAGCCUGCUCUGUCUGGGAGCCUCCUUACAGAAACCCUGGCUCAUUCUAGGUGACUUCAACUCUGUUUUGGAGCCCUCGGGUCGGAUCUGUGGUAGCAUUGUUCGGCCUUAUGACUAUAAAGACUUUCUCUCGUGCGUUACAGCCCUUGGCCUCAGUGAUCUCCCUUCUUCUGGUUGCUGUUUCACUUGGAAAAAUAAUCGUGUCUGGUCUAAACUUGAUCAAGCCAUGGUUAAUCACUCAUGGCUCUCAUCUAAUUUUGUCAGCUCUGUGGCUUUCCUCCCAGCUGGCUUCUCGGAUCACUCUCCAGCGAUUGUUUCUCUCUUUGACCAUGUGACUAGAAAGGGCUCCCCCUUUAAAUUUUUCAAUAUGUGGACAACCCACCCUUCAUUCCUGGACUAUGUGAAGGCUGCUUGGGAUCAACCAGUGUAUGGCAGCGUCCAAUUCAAACUGGUUUCGAAAUUGAAAUUGGUUAAAAUAGGCCUAUCCUCCCUUAACAAGCUCCAUUACUCUCACAUUUUAGAACGUGCUAAAGCUGCCUCUGAUGCACUGAAACAGCCCCAGGUUGAAUCUGAUGCUGCUCCAGGCCUUUACCCUACUGAAAAUAUGUUGGCUCUUAAGGAUAAAGCUAUUUUUCUUCAACAAGCUGCUGUUGCUUUUGCGCUCAAAAAAAGAAGUAUAAAUAUCUGGUAUCUAACGAUAAAUGCACCAAGCUCUUUCAUUCGAUGA
Messenger RNA from Andrographis paniculata, 1092 nucleotides. RefSeq lists its product as uncharacterized. The transcript has a single exon. Bases 1 to 1092 code for a protein of 363 amino acids. Lineage: Eukaryota; Viridiplantae; Streptophyta; Magnoliopsida; Lamiales; Acanthaceae. Gene Ontology annotation, molecular function: catalytic activity. The record is from RefSeq and is a predicted model, not a curated record.